CUUUGACCGAACCCUGAAUAUAGAGAUCGAGUGUUGUCGCGAUCGUGAGAACCAAUGGACAAUUUCCUGCAGAACACGUGAUCUCUUCGGUUCUAGUACAGGUUGAAGCCCAAGUGUUGGAAUUAGCACCAGUCAUUGUAUUGGGUUGUUCAAUUAUACUCGUAUUCGUAGUCCGUACUAAAGAUCCAUCGUUGCACCCAGCCAUCUUCCUGGGGUCCACUCGUAUGAUGGGAACUUAGACGGACACCUUGCUUUUGCUUUGCAGUGAAAUGAUCUAAUUACCUGGGUAUGAUCAAGCAGCACAGUAAUGAAGUGCUUCUCGAAGCAAUUGCUGACAUUGCUAGUGGCCGUGGCGUCGCUGGCGUUCGCACAGUGCUGUACGGUCCUGCAGUUCACCAACCAUUCUUUCUCAGCCAACGCUGUGCGUCUGAUGCACGCGCUGCCAAUCUUCGAAGGUGCUAAUGGCACCGUGUUUCUCGACUUCACCGCCUCCACUCACAAAUGCCAUGCCGAUGGCGGGUGGCAGGACUUCUUUGACUUGGGCUCUCAUGCAGUGCCGUGGUCUGCCGAGAAGGAGGCAGCUGAGGGCGAGGCUUGCGCGAAGUACUUCCUGGGGAAUAUAGAUGCAGUGGUGCUCGAAGCUGGUCUGGGAUGGACCGAGCUGCUGGAGAUCAGCCUCAAGCGGAUAUGGAAGUAUCAGCCGCGCAUGAAAACGCAGCUGCUGCAUGUGUUGCGCAGCCUGGAGGCGGCAGACAAGCCGACCAUUGCUAUACAUGUCAAGGCCCAUGGCAACACGCCUGUUCAGAAGCAUUUGGCUCUUUCGGCGCAGGAAUAUGUCAGCUUGUUUGUGAAGACAUUUCCCCAUGUGAAGAAUGGCACAUGCAUCAUUGCUGGAGGGGACGAGGCAAUGAAUGCUGAGACAGCAGCCCUGGCUGCCCAACAAAUCGGCUGCAAAACUUUCAACAGGACUGCCGUGCAUCACCAGGUGGGGGACCCUGCAAAUGUGUCCCAUGGCAGCCCACAGGCGCACUGCCUGCUGACGCGAAAUCUGCUCUUUGACCUGGAGCUCCUGGCGCACACUGACUAUUUCAUCGGCACGACCAAAUCCGGCUUGUCGCCUUUGAUAGAGACCCUGCGCUAUGCGCUGUACAACAAGGACCGGAGAACCUUUGUGACACACGGCGGAGAUUGGUACGAGAGGAUUAGAGAAUAUUUCCAUGCAGGGCACCCGGCACCCUUGAAGCACUAGCAUGUCAGCACUUUGUGAAAUGGAAGUUUUUGUGUCAAGGGUUCCAAUGCUGCAGAACUAGCAUCUGUCCAGAGCAAAGGAAGAGGUUUGGCUGGUGGGUUUGCUGAGUCCACUAGUGUCCACCAGUACUGCCAGUCAGUCCACUGAGUGUUAACAUGAUUCUAGGCUAUGGUCUGUGCUAUAAAUUGGCCAUAUAACUUACGCAUCUGCAAAUAAGAAAAGUAAAUAUAAUGCCAUCGUGGGCCAACUAGUAGUGAACCCACUCUUCAGGCUGAUGAUGGUAUCAACAAAGGAAUUCAAGAUC
Molecule: messenger RNA, 1553 nt
Organism: Coccomyxa subellipsoidea C-169
Lineage: Eukaryota; Viridiplantae; Chlorophyta; Trebouxiophyceae; Coccomyxaceae
Exons: 7
Coding region: 308-1249 (313 amino acids)
Source: RefSeq, a predicted model, not a curated record